Triticum dicoccoides is the source of this 1410-nucleotide messenger RNA. Its product is annotated as acetylajmalan esterase-like. Lineage: Eukaryota; Viridiplantae; Streptophyta; Magnoliopsida; Poales; Poaceae. Gene Ontology annotation, molecular function: hydrolase activity, acting on ester bonds. The record is from RefSeq and is a predicted model, not a curated record. The transcript has 5 exons. The coding region runs from base 40 to 1167 and encodes 375 amino acids.
GUUCUCCUCCCCGACCCAGUCACUUACUACUGUCUCUGCAUGGCUUCCUCUGCAGCCUCAUUUGCUUUGUCCCUCCUGCUCGUUGCCGCCGCUCUACAGUGCUGCCACGGGCAAGGCGGCGCCGUGGCGGCGAUCUACAGCCUCGGCGACUCCAUCACGGACACGGGGAACCUGGUCAAGGAGGCGCCGCCGGGCGUCUUCGAGACCAUCAAGCACCUCCCCUACGGCCUCACCUUCGGCCGCCCCACCGGCCGAUGCUCCGACGGCCUCCUCAUGAUCGACUUCCUCGCUCAGGACACGGGCCUCCCGCUCCUCAACCCUUACCUGGCCAAGAACAGAAGCUUCGACCACGGCGCCAACUUUGCCGUCGCCGGAGCCACCGCCAUGGACCUCGCCGACCAGUUCAACGGGAGCUUCUCCAUGCCUUUCACCUCCAACUCCCUCAAGCUGCAGCUCAGGUGGUUCAAGGACUUCAUGAAGUCCACCUUCAACACCGACGAAGAGAUUCGCAAGAGGCUACAGUCCUCUCUGGUGUUGGUCGGGGAAAUAGGAGGAAACGACUACAACUUCGCCUUCUUCGGGAACAAGCCUGUCAGUGAGGUGGAGAAGCUAAUCCCAGCCGUGGUUCAGACCAUCAUCAAUGCCACCAAGCAAGUGCUGGACAUGGGCGCGAGCAGAGUCAUCAUCCCGGGCAACUUCCCCAUCGGCUGCCUCCCGAGCUACCUCACCGCCAUGGAAUCGCCGGAGCCGUCGGCCUACGACUCCAUGGGGUGCCUGAACGACCUCAACCUCCUCGCCGCCAAGCACAACGCGCAGCUCCAGCGAGCCGUCGCCGAUCUCCGGGCGUCAUACCCGGACGCGGCCAUCGCCUACGCCGACUACUUCAACUCCUUCCUCAGCCUCCUCAAGGGCGCCCCGGCACUCGGUUUCGACGAGGAUAGCACGCACAAGGCGUGCUGUGGCGCCGGCGGCAAGUACAACUACGACGAGAGGCGGGCGUGCGGCGUGGAGGGGGCGACGGUGUGUGCGGACCCGUCGGCGUACGUGAGCUGGGACGGCAUCCACAUGACCCAGGCGGCGUACAAGGCCAUGUCCAGGCUUAUCUACCAUGGGAGGUACCUUCGGCCUCAGAUACUCAGCUUCCCGGAGAAGAAUGGGCAGAGAUGAUAAACUGUUUGAUUCUCCCCUAGACUAGACGAUGGAAGCCUCACCGCAACAGUUUGAGCCUUCGACGAGUUCUUCCAUGGCUAUGCCGCCAUAUGCUACAUAUGCGCUCUGCACUAUGUAUCCAGAUUAAACUACUCCGAGCUAAAGUAAAAAAGUAAAGAUGCAGUUUAGCAUGUUGAGCAGGGUACACAGUUUACAAACAAAUUUACAUCUCUCAAGUAAAUUGAGAGGAUUUUACGUGUU